AUGCUUCCUGCGCUACACGAUCCUGACAGAGCCGCCUUGGCUGCCAGCUGGGAUGACGACAGCUACUUUUGUGGCCAUCCCGAUUCCCAGGGAGAAGAUGGAACCGGCGCCGAUCUGUGGGAAGACGAGCUGAACAAUGACGUUGCGGUACUAGGUAGCCCUCCAGAGACCGAAUCAGUCAGCAGCUUCGACGGCAGCAUCGACAUCGUGAUGGAAUCUGGAUCUCUGGUGUCAAUGCCGACUCUGACCACGGAAGACGACAAUGGCAUGAUCUAUUUCAUGGGGCGAGACGGCAACACCUUCCAGUGCUCCGCGAACGAUAUUGCCGACCAAUCACAGGUUCUGUUUGACAUGAUCAAUGUCGGCGGACGACUAGUUCGGCUGCCUCUGCCGGCGGACGAAGUCGAGCUUCUCGUGAACUCGUUGCGCGACAGCUUCUUCGUACACUGCUGGGCGAACUCGCGUCUCAAGCUUCUGGUUCGAGCAGUGGAGCUCUUCGUUCACUACGGCAUCUGCAAUUGGGACAGGGAAGGGAUCGAAAGGACAAUGAUCGCUUGCUUGAAAGAGCACUGGUCCCCGGACGAUGCCUUUUUUGAGGUGACACGAUACGAUCUCACCGAUGCGUCAUUCACGGAGAGACUCCGAAGUCUUGCUCUCCGCCAAAACAUGGUUUGCCUAUGCGAACAGAUAAACUUGUUGGUGCCAUACUGCGACCAGGAGGAGGAUCGACCUCGCAAAUGGCGCAAAUGCUCGGCCAAGUACGUGUGCAAAGCAGAUUGA
This is a messenger RNA of Pseudozyma hubeiensis SY62, 780 nucleotides long. RefSeq names its product 3-hydroxyisobutyrate dehydrogenase, mitochondrial precursor. Bases 1 to 780 code for a protein of 259 amino acids. The transcript has a single exon. NCBI's taxonomy places the organism in Eukaryota, Fungi, Basidiomycota, Ustilaginomycetes, Ustilaginales, Ustilaginaceae. The record is from RefSeq and is a predicted model, not a curated record.